AUGGCGGACGAUGAGACAUUUUAUUAUCAAAAUGACGAUAACUCAGAUGCAGCAAGUGAAAAUACAACAGAAGAAAUGUUAGUUAUCUAUGAAAAUGCAAAGUGUGCUCAAAAAAUUUGUUCAGCAUUAUUAGAGCGGGUUGAAUACUCAAAAACUGCCAUGGAAUCCUUGAAGAGGAAUCAACAUUGUUAUGAAGAGUAUUUUAAAAAACAAGAUUAUUAUAAUAACUGGGUUAAAUUUAUUAAUAUACUAGAGGAUAUUAAGAAGUUCGCUAAAGAAGUCACACAAUUACCAUGGUACAAAAAAUACACAAAUGGUAUUGAAAUUAAAAACAAAUUUGAAAAACUUAUCAAAGAAUUUGAAGAAAUUUGUGAAGCAAUAAACUUUAAAAGAACUAUGUAUAAUGCGGAAAAAAAAGAAAUGGAAGCAAAAGAUGUAACUGAUGAUCUUGAACUUUUAAAAAAGACUGUAGCUACAUUAAAAUCGGACAUUGAACGAAUUAAUUCUCAACUUCCCAGUGGUAAUACAAGCGAAAAGCCUUCCGUGCCUCGAAUAGAUCCAAAUGAAUUAAAAGAACUAUCUUAUAGUGAUGUACGUAGUUCUAAAAAGGUCACUGAUGGAUUUGAGGCUAGAGUUUCAAACUUCAAACACAGUUGUAAUAUAUCUGAGAGCUCAUCUGAAAUCAAGAACUUGCCUGACGUUAUCCGAUGGCUAGCUCCAGAAAUGAUGCUGCAAACAACAAAUAAUUAUAACAUUCAUUCUUGGGAUGAUGAUCCUCUAAAACGCCCUUCAGAUACGGAAUUGCAGUUAAGAUUUAAAAAGCUUUAUGAUGAUCACAUAACUUCUAAAAUGGUUUCUCCUCAAAUACGCUCUGAUGAUAAUGUCAAAGAAUUUCCAAUUUUCGAAACUCCUGAU
Dentiscutata erythropus is the source of this 915-nucleotide messenger RNA. Lineage: Eukaryota; Fungi; Glomeromycota; Glomeromycetes; Diversisporales; Gigasporaceae. The record is from the annotation of a GenBank genome assembly.